Helianthus annuus (common sunflower) is the source of this 735-nucleotide messenger RNA. RefSeq lists its product as uncharacterized. The transcript is spliced from 2 exons. Bases 1 to 735 code for a protein of 244 amino acids. The record is from RefSeq and is a predicted model, not a curated record. NCBI's taxonomy places the organism in Eukaryota, Viridiplantae, Streptophyta, Magnoliopsida, Asterales, Asteraceae.
AUGGAAAAAGAGGGCAUUAAAGUUGUUCCAGUUUGGGUCAAGAUGCAUGAUGUGCCGUUAGCGGCAUUUACCGAGGAUGGUCUUAGCUUGGUCGCUUCUAAGAUUGGGAUCCCUAAGAUGUUGGAUUUGUAUACUGCCACGAUGUGUGCUGAGUCUUGGGGAAGAAGCAGCUAUGCUAGAGCGCUUAUUGAAGUUCAGGGAGGGGCUGAGUUAAAAAAGAGUGUUACUGUUGCAAUCCCAUCUUUGGAUGGUAAUGGUCAUUCAAAGGUGGAGGUCAAGAUUGAAUAUGAUUGGGAGCCUCUAAGGUGCUCCUCUUGCUGUGUGUUUGGUCAUGAUGAUGGCUCGUGCCCACUCGUGCCCAAAGAACCCUCAGGGGCCAAGAAGAAGAAAGUUAAUAACCAAGGCCUCCAUAUGAAAAAUCAGAAGCCUAAGUUAGUUUACAGGCCAGUUGUCAAACCUAAACCAAAAUCUUCCUUAAGGAGUCCGAUGAAUAACCAGGUUUCAACGUCAAACCCGUUUGACAUUCUUAAGGAUGAUGUUGGAAAUCAGGGAGGUACCACUGUGGGUCGAGUGGAGAAGAAAAUUGCGCAGACCAGUAGUGACAAGCAGGAAUCGGAUGAGGAGGAGGACGUUGAAGUUUAUAAUGAAACUAGUGAAUUUAUGACCUCGGGUACACAUUCUUCUUCUUCGAGAGCAAAGGCUAGCACCUCUUCCACAAAGUUCUCCAAUGGAUAG